AAUUGUUUUCACAUGCCGAAACAUCCGGCAUCGAGGAGGCCAAGAAGGAUGCUGGGCAGGCAGGUCAUGCUAUCGCUCAGAAGCAUCGAGAUGUACCUUGCACUUCUGCUCACGCUGAGCUUGCUACGAGUAUGUCACAAAAAGAGUCCGAUUGUGCGGGAGGAUCUCAGCAACAAUUGCGUUCUUCGCAUGGUCCAGCACUGUUACUGAGUCGCUUGCUGUUAACUCUGUGUCGCCUCAACCUGGUGAACGACGCUUCUUUCGUGAAUGUGUGCAACCGUGCAGGGGCAGCGAUGAGUGGCGUGCGCUGUCGCGCCACGUUGUACGAUCUAGCCAUGAUGCUCGCAAACAGGCAUUAUUUUGCAGAGCGGAGUGAAGAUCAAGGUCUUAUCUUGCUUGCAGAUGUGAUUCGUGCCGCGAUGCCCGUCAUGGAGAACGAGGGGCACAGGGAGCUUCUCUUCAAGCCCGUUCUUUUUGCAUGCAGUAGUUUCAACCAUUUUGACGAGCCUUUCCUUACACUCGUCACGCAAAAAAUUUUGUCCGGCCGAGCACCGCACGCUACUCCAUCGUCUGACGCGGUGGGUGUCGAUCGGGGAGCAGCGUUCACCGCGCUGAAGGAUUCCGCAGCCGCUGACAGCACGUCCGUGACGCCUGCUGCACCGUUAGUACUCUCAACACUGCAGUCUUCGAAUGCAGAACCACGGGCAAAACACGAACCGAAAUCAGUUUUGGAACUGCUUACGGUGUCAGAGCUGGCAGACCUGUACAGAAGUUUUGGGCAGUUGCAGUGGCGCACAGCGGUGGUUUCCGGUCGUGGCGGCGUGAGUGCGGCAACGGCAGAGGGC
Messenger RNA from Amoebophrya sp. A25, 845 nucleotides. The record is from the annotation of a GenBank genome assembly. NCBI's taxonomy places the organism in Eukaryota, Dinophyceae, Syndiniales, Amoebophryaceae.